AUGUCUGCCCUUACAGAGCAUGAUUUGUAUUGUUUUGCACAGAAUCAAUAUUUCUUAUCACUUCUGCUUGGAUUGUACUCGACACUGAGAAGGCACAGGGCAUCGGCAGAAGAUUUGAAGACUUGGGAUUGGGCAAAAGAUCAGAACUUAUACUGCAGACCAGCUGUCGGUGUCCUGACUAAUGCCGAGGGAAGUGGCCCUACAAAGUCUGGCCUGUUAAAGAUAGGUUCCACAUUGACGAUAAAUUCUGUACGUAAGGAAGAUGUUGAAAGAACCUUCAUUUGUAUUUUAGCUUCCACUCAGAAGAUUAGUAUUUUAGCUUCCACUCAGAAGAUUGAUGGUCAAAUGUUCAAAAAAGUAGUCAGGAUUUUCAAGAAAGACAAACCACUGUCACCACUUGGACUAGGUUUUACAUUUGGAGUCCCUGUAUUUGCAGUAGUGAUUCUUGUAUUGAUAUAUCUUCUUCGCACUUUAUAUGGACCCCAGAUUCAGCUAUUUUGUUGCAGUAGAAUCAAAUUUUGUGGUCCCAAAGCUAUUGACAAUGAUGAGUACAGUUACAACUUGUUUAUAUACCAUGCUGAAGAUGAUGAGACUAUGGCUCAGAACAUCAAACAGUUCCUCUCUGAUAAAGGAUACAAAGUUUUUAUUGCUGCAGAUAUUGAGGGAAAUGAAAAUAUUAUGCACAAAGUCUUUGAAAAAACUGAACAUAGUGCAUUAGUAGUCUUCUUGUAUUCCAAAGAUUUAAGGGAAGAUGACUUAGCAAAUUUCUUCCUGCAGUCAAUGAUCCGUUCAAGAAAGGGAAAAAGAAUUUUGAUUCUUGAAGUUGAAGCCUACAAACCAAAACAGAUACGACAGUGGCAUAAAAAACAUGCAGAAAAUAUCAGGGUUCUGCAUGAACAAUAUAUCAAUGAACAAGACAGAAACAUUGAAAUAGGUACUGAUGUUUCAGAAGAAAUGGGGGAUGAUCUGCAGUUUUGGAAAAUUCUUCCAAGCAUUAAAGUGCCCAACCUUGAUCAGAAAGGAAGAAAACUGAGAAAUUUUAGGUGUGCCCUUCAAAACAAAAUUCCGAAAUUUGAUCAUCAAAAACAAAGAAAAGGAAUGGAACAGCAAAUUGAACAAAGACAUUCUUCAAGUGAGAGACCUUUAUUGUAUAGCACUAGUGAAAGUGAAACUUUAACACCACAAUGUAUUACAAAUAACGCUGGAGAAUUUAGUCCAUCUAGUAAUGAAGUUUUCACUUUUGAGCAGGAAACAAAUUUAAGUGGACAUGAUAAAAUUAUUGAUGAUAACAGAAAAGCAUUAGCAUCAAGUACAAAUGAUAUAAGAAGUGAUAACUGUGAUGUAAGAGGUGAGCUUUCAGGAGACAGAGGUAAUGAUUUAAUACAUGCAGUUGUUUGUAAUAAUCAUGAAAAUCAUGAAUACAGUGUGUUGAUGUUUAUUAUAAAAAUAAUGUUAUAUGAUAUAGACAUCUAUGAUGUUAUGAUUUGUAAAACUUGUUGAUCACUUUGCUUCAUUAAAACCAUUUCCCUUUUCAUUUGUUUAUAAUGAUAUAUUUUUUUAUUUUUUCAAGAACCAAAUUAAAAGAUGGCAGACUAAUGAUGAUACAAUGAGAAAAACUUAUUUUGAACAGAACUUAUUUUAGUUAUCUUUUAACCUAGUAUUAAUGGGUAAAAUUAGGAUAAUUAUAGAGUGAUGCAGUCACUGUGAAAAACUGUUAUCAUAUAGUACAAGUUAAACAAGCUAGUGAUAUACUUUACAAAUAUUGAAAAUUAUUCAAACUGUUGGCUUUAUGCAGUUGGUAAGGAUGUUUUCUGUUUAAAAAGGAAUGUUCUGGGCUGUUUUUUUUUUUAGCAAAAUUGAUAUUUAAUAUGUUAACCUUGUAUUUUUCUCUUGAAAGGUUUAUAAAAGUGUUUUAUUAAUCCCCUACCGUUUUAACUGGAGGGGACUUUAGGUUUAUCUUCUGUCUGUCAGUCCGUCCACAAAACUAGAUCCUGUGAUAACACAAAAAGUACUGAAAAAUGUUUUUCUUAAACUUGAUAUAUGGAUAAAUGGCAGGCAGGAGAUUAUAACUUCUUUAUUGUGCCCCGACUUUAGGGGGGACGUCCUUCAGUACAUCCGUCCGUUCUCUUUUGUGUCACACGUAGCUCAAAAAGUAUUUGACCUAGAGUCAUGAACCUUUACAGGAAUGUUGACCAGUAUGUGUAGUUGUGCACCUGGGUAUUUUCAUGUGGAUUUAUUUAGUAUUUUUAGAGUUAUUGCUCUUGACUUAGUAAAAAUUUACAAUUUUCAACUUGUGUUGCAUGUAACUCAUAAAGUAUUUGACAUAGGGUCAUGAAACUUUACGGGAAUGUUGAUCAGCAUGUGAAGUUGUGCACCUGGGGUUUCACUUGUGAAUUUAUAUGUUUUGUCAGAGUUACUGCCCUUGACUUAGUGAAAAUUUGCAAUUCUCUGAGUUUGUGUCGUGUGUAGCUCAAAAUGUAUUUAACCUUGAGUCAUGAAACUUAACAGGAAUGUUGGUCAUCAUGUGUAGUUGUGCACUGUGGAUUUAUCCAGAAUUUGUAGAGUUAUUGCCCUUGACUUUGUAAAAACUGUUUCAUUAUGUUGUGUUAUUUGUUCCUUGUGUGCUUAAGUUAGAAUCAACCAACUGUACAGGAAUAAUGAUCAACAUCACUGUGAAGCUAUGCACCUGGGACUUUGCAUGUGAGUUUUUUUAGUUUUGUUAGAGUUAUUGCCCUUGACUUACAGAAGUAGAAAUUUAUAAUUUCAACUUGUUCAUGCAUAGCUCAAAAAGUAUUUGACCUGUAAGCCUGAAAGUUUACAAGAAUGUUGGUCAGCAUGUGUUCUUAUGCACCUUAGGGUUCGCUUGUGGAUUUAUUCAGUAUUUGUAAAGGUCUUGCCCUUUACUUAGUACAAGAUUUUUAGUUUUCAUUUUGUGGCACAUGUAGCCCAAAAAAUAUUUGACCUAGAGUCAUAAGAUUGACAAAACAGUGGAGUGUGGGGGCACCUGUGUCCUAUGGACACAUUUCUAGUUUCUUAAUGUAUCUACUUCAGACUUCAAAUAUAUGUUUCUUAUUUUACCUGUUUAUCAGUCUGUCUUCCCUAAAAACUGUUUCCUUAGAUCACUGUUAAAGAACUUGGAAUUUUUCCAAUAAAUACUUGAGAAAAGUUGAAACAUUACUUAUACAUAUUCAUCCUGAGAAAAUUGUAUCUUUUGAUUAUUUGUUGUAUAAACAUACUUUCCUUACUAGGCAUGAAAGCUUAACACAUUAUUAUGAUACAGACAAACUAAGAACUCAAUAGAUUUAAGUUCAUUCAUAUCUCCCACAAUGACAUUAUUGAAUGGCCAAUGGCCCUUGAGAAUGUUGCUGGGGUUCUAACUUAUAGGGGACUUUUAUAUUGCUUGCAAUACUAUGAUAAUUGCUUGUUUGUUUUACAUUUUAUGUAUUAUAUAUUAUUUAAUAUCAGUUGAUAAUUGUCUUAUUUCUCUUUUUUUUGACAAAUUUAUAUUACUGCAUUACAUUUAUUUCAUUUUGUAAUUCAAAAUAUGCAUGUAUUUGCUGUUUUUCUG
Messenger RNA from Ruditapes philippinarum (Manila clam), 3568 nucleotides. RefSeq lists its product as uncharacterized. The record is from RefSeq and is a predicted model, not a curated record. Bases 1 to 1500 code for a protein of 499 amino acids. The transcript has 5 exons. Gene Ontology annotation, biological process: signal transduction. Lineage: Eukaryota; Metazoa; Mollusca; Bivalvia; Venerida; Veneridae.